AUGGAGGAGGCGAGACUCUCGACGUUACCUUUUAGUGCAAGUUUUAAUCCUUCAAACCCAUUAGGGUUUUUAGAGAAUGUCCUUGACUUUAUUGGGAAAGAGAGUAACUUUCUGAGGAAAGACACGGCUGAGAAAGAGAUCACCGAUGCUGUUACUACCGCAAAGGAGAGGUUGAGGGAAACGGAGAAGAAGACGGAGUCCAUGGAUGUGGAGAAGGUUAGACCCUCGACAUUGCCGUUUAAUGCAAGUUUUGAUCCUUCAGAUCCAUUAGGGUUCUUGGAGAAAGUCUUUGAAUUUGUUGGGAAGAAGAGCAAUUUUCUAGUGAAAGACAAGGCUGUGAAUGCGAUCAUCACUGCUGUUACGGACGCCAAGGAGAGGUUGAAGGAAGAGGAGAAGGAGAGUGUAAAGCAAGCAACAGUAAAGAUUAAGAAGUACGGACUGCAAAUUAGGGCUCCGUCACAGAAAAAGCAAUCAUCAUCUCGACCUCUACUUCGGACUGCUUCAAUAUUUGGUGAGGAUGAUGAAGAAAACGAUGUGGAGAAGGAGAUUUCUCGACAAGCUUCAAAGACCAAGUCUCUUAAAAAGAUUGAGAAGCAGCAUAAGAAAGCUAUAGAGGAGGAUCCUUCUGCUUUUGCAUACGAUGAAGUUUAUGAUGACAUUAAACAUGAAGCGGCUCUUCCACGAAUGCAAGAUCGUGAAGAGCACAAGUCAAGAUAUAUACAGCAUAUUAUGAAACAAGCAGAACGUAGAGAGAAAGAACAUGAGAUAGUUUAUGAGAGAAAGCUUGCGAAAGAAAGAGCGAAAGACGAACAUCUUUAUUCGGAUAAAGAAAAGUUUGUAACUGGUCCCUUUAAAAGAAAACUAGAGGAACAAAAGAAAUGGCUGGAGGAAGAAAGAUUGCGUGAACUUCGAGAGGAAAGAGAUGAUGUUACAAAGAAGAACGACUUGAGUGAAUUCUACAUCAACAUUGGAAAAAAUGUGGCAUUUGGAGCUCGAGAUAUCGAAGCUAGAGAGGCAGGGAGGCUCAAGGAGCUGAGAAAGGUAGAUAGGCUUGAGGAGCUGAGAAAAGAAGAGACAAGGAAAGAGAAGAAAAGAAAAUCACCGGAGAAGGAAGUGUCCCCUGACUCAGGAGAUUUUGGAUUAAGUAGUAAAAAAAGCGUCAAACCGCAAGACGCAUCAAUCAAAGAGGAAGCAAAAGAAACGCAGAAAGCCACUAGAGAGGAUGCGAUAGCGACUGCAAAAGAACGGUUUCUAUCCCGUAAGAAGGCAAAGAUAGAAAAGUAG
Molecule: messenger RNA, 1284 nt
Organism: Arabidopsis thaliana (thale cress)
Lineage: Eukaryota; Viridiplantae; Streptophyta; Magnoliopsida; Brassicales; Brassicaceae
Product: coiled-coil protein (DUF2040)
Exons: 4
Coding region: 1-1284 (427 amino acids)
Biological process (GO): regulation of alternative mRNA splicing, via spliceosome
Source: RefSeq, marked reviewed